AUGGACUCCGCCGCCGCCGUCCUCGCCAUCCUCAGGAAGCUGCAGUCCCUGGGCUUCUGCGCCGAUCUCCGGAUCCCCGACGCCGCCGCGGCCUCCGACCCCUCGGAGGCGUUCGACGCCGUCCUCGCCACGUUCCUGCGCGAGGCCUACACCGGCGGCCGCGAGGCGCGGCCUAUCCCCGUGGCGCUUAGCGAUGGCCGAUGCGUCGACCUCCUCCGCCUCUUCCUCGCCGUCCGCGCCGCGGGGGGCUACGCCGGCGUGCCCAACUCUCCAGGUGGCUGGGCCGCCGCCGCCGAGGCUGCCGGCGUUGACCCCGCCCUCGCGGCGCCCGUCAAGCUGGUCUACGCCAAGUACCUUGGCGCCCUAGACCGCUGGAUCCAGAGGCUUGUGGAAGCGCACGGGCCCUUCUUGGAUGUCGACAUGAAGAAGAGGCAAGAGCUGUUCUUUGGUGCCAAUGGUGUGGAGGAAGAAGAAGAAAGGCUCUUGAACUGCAAUGGGAGGGAGCAGCGGCAUGUGUUGUUGAAGAGGAAGAGGGGGGACAUGGUUGGGAUGCUGGGUUGGGUGAGGGAGAUAGCCGAGAAUGCUGGCAAUGGUGUUGCUGUGGCUGCUGGGUCUUCAGAUGAGUACUUCUCAAUGGCAUUGGCGGUCAGGGAGAUGGUUACCGGGAAGAGGGCUCGCCGAGCAAGCAUGUUGAAUGGCUCACUUUUUCAGGAAAUAUUCCCAAUGGCUUGCAAUUGCUGUACGAGUCCUACCAGUGUUGGAAUUUGUUCAAAAGCAAAAUUACUGAAUGGUUCUGUAGUGCUCACAGAACAGGAGAACAGCUUGGCUGGAGAAGGGAAACUUGGGACUAGGACUCAUAAUUCUUCUAAUGGUUGGCUUUUUACAAGCCACCAGAAGAAUGAAAUACCUGUUGGUCCGGACUAUCAAGUACACGUGCCACAAUGGACUGGUGAGGUGCCUGUAAAUUAUGAUGGUCCAGAAACUCUGAAAUGGUUGGGAACAAAGGUAUGGCCUCCAGAAAAUGAAAGCUGUAAAACAUUGUUUUGUGGUGAUCCUAUUGGCAAAGGCAGAGAAGUUGUUUGUGGUUGCAACUAUCCUGGAUCAGUGGAAUGUGUUCGGUUUCAUGUAGCAGAACGGAGACUUAAGUUGAAACGUGAACUUGGUGUGGCUUUCUAUGCAUGGGGAUUCAAUCGUAUGGGUGAGGAGAUUGCACUUUCUUGGACAGAUGAAGAGGAGGCAAGUUUCAAGGCCGCAGCACAACAUAGUGCUGCAUCUUCUGGCAGGAAUUUCUGGAACCGCCUCCACUUAUUUUUUCAAUUUAAGGGGAGGAAAGAACUGGUGAGCUAUUAUUUUAAUUGUUUUCUUCUUAGAAGGAGGUGCUACCAAAACAGGAUCACUCCAAAGAACAUAGACAGUGAUGAUGACGAAGAAACAGAAUUUAGAUUCCUAGGGAAUCGACUUGGUCACUGUGCAGCUAAGUAUCACAGUACCAAGCACACCAUCUGCAUUGAAAAUACACACUCUAUGGAUCUAGACGAGUAG
Molecule: messenger RNA, 1542 nt
Organism: Miscanthus lutarioriparius
Lineage: Eukaryota; Viridiplantae; Streptophyta; Magnoliopsida; Poales; Poaceae
Source: the annotation of a GenBank genome assembly